Molecule: messenger RNA, 3222 nt
Organism: Lucilia cuprina (Australian sheep blowfly)
Lineage: Eukaryota; Metazoa; Arthropoda; Insecta; Diptera; Calliphoridae
Gene: numb
Product: protein numb
Exons: 4
Coding region: 957-2666 (569 amino acids)
Source: RefSeq, a predicted model, not a curated record
UUUAUAAAUUGCACGCUCAAUUUUAAAAUUAUUAACAAACAAAAAAGAACAAAAUAACAAUAACAACAAAUCUCUACAACUAUAUAAAUAAUUAUUAAUUGGAUAAAAACAAUAAAAAUAAUUAACUCAGCCAACCAACACAUCAACAACCAACCAACCUUAAUUUUUGGAUUUAAAUGCUGAUGCAUUAUACAAAAACUUAAAUUUUAACAAAUUUUUAAGUAUUUUUGUAAAAAAAACGAAAACAACAUCAUCUAACGGAACAAUAAUUUAUAAAUAAAAAAAACCUUUGUUUAUAUAUUGUUCCCUACAAACAAACAGUUUCUUAAUGGAAUUACUAUCAAAUCAAGCAAUAAAAAUCAAUCAAACUGUUGUCUAAAUUAUUAAUUACACACAAUAUAACAAUAACAAAUGAACAGUUGAACAACAAUAACAACAACAUAAAAUCAAUGCAAAUUUAACAAUAAAUCAAUUAAACUACAAGCAAAUUGUGAUAUUAAAUAUUAAUAAAAUUUAAAAAUAAUAAAAAAAAAACAAUUACAUUAAGUAGUUAUAAAUAGUUUAAUACACGAAGAAACAAAAAAAAAAGAAAUAAAACUUCUAAGGCAAUUUUAAUAAAACCCUAGAUUCUAAAGGGUCCCCACCAUAUGUUUUUAUACGGAUGAUUGCAAAAUUUUGUGUUUUAAGUUUAAUUUUAAAUUGUAACGGUUGCUUAAAACAAUUCUCUCACGUUUUUAUUAAACAAUACAAAAGGUAACCAGUAAAAAAAAACCCUUAAAAUUACACACAUUCUAACAAAACCAGGAAAUACUUACACACAUACAUACAGCCAUACCUACACUUAUACACACAACAACAAUAGUUUAAAGAAGAUCGAGAGCAAAACAAAUAGUUGAAACAGUUCAACCAACCAACAACCCAACAGAUCAAAAGCAACAUUUAUUAUUUAGUUUAAAAUGGGAAACACAUCGUCACACACGCAUGAACCUUUAGAAAGAGGCUUCACACGAGGAAAAUUUGGUGAUGUUAAAAAUGGGAAAUCGGCUUCAUUCCGUUUUAGUAAAAAGUCUCCCAAGAAAAUGGAUCGUUUGCGACGAUCCUUUCGUGAUUCGUUUAGACGCCGAAAGGAUCGUGUUCCCGAGUCAUCGAAACCUCAUCAAUGGCAGGCGGAUGAAGAGGCUGUGCGCACGGCCACCUGUUCAUUUUCGGUUAAAUAUUUAGGUUGUGUUGAGGUUUUCGAAUCGCGUGGUAUGCAGGUUUGCGAGGAGGCCCUCAAAGUUUUGCGGAACUCUCGUCGUCGUCCGGUAAGAGGUCUUUUACAUGUUAGUGGUGAUGGUUUGCGCGUGGUAGAUGACGAAACCAAGGGCCUAAUAGUGGAUCAGACCAUCGAAAAGGUCAGUUUCUGUGCACCAGAUCGUAAUCAUGAACGUGGCUUUAGUUAUAUCUGUCGUGAUGGCACCACUCGACGUUGGAUGUGUCAUGGUUUUUUGGCUUGCAAGGAUUCCGGAGAACGUUUGUCACAUGCGGUAGGUUGUGCCUUUGCGGUGUGCUUGGAGCGUAAGCAAAGACGUGAUAAGGAAUGUGGUGUGACUAUGACUUUUGAUACCAAGAAUAAUACAUUCACACGUACCGGCUCCUUCCGUCAGCAGACAAUGACCGAACGUUUUGCCAACAACGAAAGGGGCAUUGAUACGCCCUCGGCUGCCAUAACACCACAGCCGAAACCUUUUAAUCCCUUUGCCAUUGAACGGCCUCAUGCUACACCUUCCAUGCUAGAGCGUCAAGGCUCUUUCCGGGCCUUUAGCACAAUUGGUAGUCAGUCACCUUUUAAGCGUCAGAUGUCAUUGCGCAUUAAUGAUCUUCCGUCCAAUGCAGAGCGUCAAAAGGCCUUUAUGGCGGCAGCCACGGGCAAUGCUUUGGCUUUAAAUACACCCAAUCGUAGUGUGUCACCCAUACCAGAGGUGUCACCGGCUAGAGCCGGUUUAGAGUUGGAAAAUGGCGGUAUAGCCACAGCCGAAACGGUAAGCCAGCUGUGUCAAGAGCUUAGCCAGGGUUUGACUUUGCUUUCGCAAACCGACGCAAUGUUGGCAGCAUCGCCCAAUGGUGCUACCGAUGAUCUCAAUUUCAAUAAUAAUUUGAGCAUUAAUCAGAAUAUUAUAGCUGCAGAAAAACACUAUCAAAAAGUAAUCUCCUCACCCACCAGCAUCUCCAGUUAUGGUGUGGUCACACCCACGGCUCAAGUCACGCCACGUAUUGCCACUGUAUCGCCGGCUAUACUCAAUACACCUCCUCAGACGCCUAGUAAUACACCCACACUACCCACGAGUAGCGAAAAGUUAACACUCAAGGAAGCCGCACUGCCGAAAGCCGAUCAAUGGUUGGGUCAGGUUGUGAAGAGUACCUCACCGGCGGCCCUCAAACGAGCUCCUCAACUGGUCAACGCUGGACGCACACAAUCGAUGAGCUCAGUGCCCGGUACAAAUGAUCCCUUCGAUGCCGAAUGGGUAGCGGGUGUCACUAAGCCCUUGUCACCUGAAUUGCCGGCAAUAACGGGAGGUAUUGCUACACCCACCACGCCAGCCAAUACCACAACGCCGCUGCACAGUACUAAUCCCUUUAUAUCGCCACCUAAAGCUCCAGCGCAAUCAUUCCAAGUGCAACUCUAAGAUGAAGAGAGCUAGAGAGAGAGAGCAUAUUAAAUAAUUAAGUAGACUAGUAAAAAGGGAACUAAAAUGCAUGCUGCAAAAAAGAAAAGAAAGGGGGAAAGUGAAGUGUUGGACACGGCCACUUUAAAAACUCAAGAAAAUUUUUGUUAGGCGUUGAAAAUAUUAAAUUAAAAAAAACUAAUUAACAACAAUUACCAAGUGGAAAGCCGCUUAAAAAAAAUAAAACAAACUAACUAACAACAUACAAAUAAAUGGCUGGCAAUCUUGUUACUUAAUUAAUCGCUAAAUUGAUGUUACUUACAUAUACAUUUACAUAUAAACAAAAACCUAAAACUGAUUUAAGUUGUUCUUUAUAUAAUUUAAAAACAAAACUAUGUUAGACUUUAACUAGAAAAGAGAUUUGUAAAAACAACUACAACAAGAAGGAAUUAUUUUUAGACCGACAAUUUCUAUAAGAAAUUUGUCAGAGACCAGAUCGACCCCACUUUAUAUUAAAAAAAAACAACAAGUUUUAAUUAACAUAAACAUAUUAUACAUUUAAUAAUUAUAGUUUAAA